UUUCCAUCUUUCGUCGUUGUCCUCGUCGUUCAUGGCGUCUACCAAGCCUGUUUGGGACCUGUCGCAUUCGCAACCGUCGACGGACACGGAGUCGUCUACUUUCAUCACUACCCACAAGCUGGAGGCAGCACUAAGGCGAGUAUCCAAGCAGACAGCGCAAUACGAGUCGCAAAUGAAGGACCUAGAGUCCAAGCUUUCCGAGAACUUGUCCAAUUUCCGUGCUAUCGACAGUUUCUUGCAAGAGGCCUUUACUGUUCUCCGGCGCAAUACUCGACGCGCUGAACGUGCAAAGAACCAGCAGCUCCCAGACAUCUCGGCCGAGCUGGAUGAAUGCAAUGUCAUGCUUCAGGACCUUUCUGAGACACUUCCGACUAUACAGCACCAAGUUGCGGACCUGCGGGCAGUAUAUGAUUCCGGCCGGAAGAAGGCCCGAUCCCUUGUUGCCGACCUGACAUGGCUGAACACGGAAUUCUACGAAAGAUGGAGGACCAUCAUUUUCACAUCGUCCAGUCCUGUUUCUUGGCGAUGGAAGGCCUUCAUGCGGUUCCUUUUUGCGGUGUCAUUUCUAAUAUGUUCCUGGAUUACCUGGAUUGCUUUACUAGGUGCCUACCGAGCCUAUCGUCACAAAUUAGUGUGGGGCGAGAGACUCAUGUCUUGAAAUGAAUUUGAUUUCUUCACGAAAUUUGGAUGUUCUUGUACAGUUUCAGUUUCUCUCAUAGAUAUUAUAGGUCAUGGUAACUGACAUUAUUCCCCAUCUCAUAUAUACCUUUGUCCUAUCUUGUUUGCACUGGUUGUAUGAUCUCUGUAAUAUAUUUGACGGAAUUAUUGUAUGCUAUAGCAAA
This is a messenger RNA of Guyanagaster necrorhizus, 842 nucleotides long. RefSeq lists its product as uncharacterized. The record is from RefSeq and is a predicted model, not a curated record. Lineage: Eukaryota; Fungi; Basidiomycota; Agaricomycetes; Agaricales; Physalacriaceae. The coding region runs from base 32 to 658 and encodes 208 amino acids. The transcript has 5 exons.